Molecule: messenger RNA, 3295 nt
Organism: Sarcophilus harrisii (Tasmanian devil)
Lineage: Eukaryota; Metazoa; Chordata; Mammalia; Dasyuromorphia; Dasyuridae
Gene: ACP7
Product: acid phosphatase 7, tartrate resistant (putative)
Exons: 13
Coding region: 782-2095 (437 amino acids)
Molecular function (GO): metal ion binding; acid phosphatase activity
Source: RefSeq, a predicted model, not a curated record
GGGGGACGAGAGAGAGAGAUGAGUCACCCCCCAGUCUGGCUAAUCCUUCUGGGAUGAGUUGGGACAAUGGAGCCAGGCUUGGGAGUGGGGGACGCAUCUUCCAGUCUCUAUCUGGGGCCCGGACUUAGGGCCAGACGCCUGGUUCACAAAGGCUCCCUGUUGUGCCCAGCUAACGCCCUUCUCCCCACCUGGGGCUGGGUGGGUCUAACCCACACUGACACUGUAAUCGGCCCACUGACCUACUCUGGCUUCAGGGUGUUGGAAAGGAUGUGAGUAGUUCUCCUGGAUUUUCUUCCCUGGCUCCUGCUUCUUUUCUGGCUCCUAGCAGGGAAUGAGGGUGGAGCGGGGAUCUUUCCCUUAGGCAAAUCAGCUAGGGGAAGUUCUGCUCCCCCCCACCCCAAGCUCAGCAGCUUCAGCCUUCCCCAGCAGGAGCACCAGACCUCCUGGGGCUCGGGUCCCUCCCUUGGAUCCACCCCCAAGGGUGGGUGGGUGGGCGUGCCCCUUUACCCCAACCGGCCAGACCAGUGAGACCUGGGGGUUUAGCUGUCUGAGGAGCCCAUCAUCCCAGACCUGGCUUCUUCCAGUGCUGGGAUGGGCUCGUGGGCGGCUGGAAGCCCUGGAGAGCCCAGCUGGUACUAUCAGCUGCACCCCCGGCCUACCAGAACAGCAGCCAUAAAGAGGCCUGGGGCAGGUUGGGCCCGGACAGUGACUCCUGCCAGCGGGAUCAAAGACCCGGCCGAAUCCCACCUGGCAACACCCCCCAGCUCCCUUCUCCUUCAGUAUGGCUGCCGGCCCCAGCCCCAGCUGGUUCUGCCUCCUCUUUGUCUUCCUUUUGGGAGGUGCAAGGGCUGAAGGGUCUCAGAAGGCUAUCCCCGAACAAAUACAUUUGUCCUACCCAGGGGAACCUGGUUGUAUGACAGUGAUGUGGACCACAUGGGUGCCAGCGGCCUCGGAGGUCCAGUUUGGGCUGCAGAUUGGGGGCAUUCUGCCCCUGCGGGCCCAAGGCUCCUCCAGCCUCUUCGUGGACGGCGGCAUCCUGAGACGGAAGAUGUACAUGCACCGCGUCACACUGCGGGGGUUGCUGCCUGGGGUCCAGUACGUGUACCGCUGCGGCAGUGCCCAGGGCUGGAGCCGCAGGUUUCGCUUCCGCGCCCUCAAGUCUGGGCCCAGCUGGAGCCCCCGUCUGGCUGUCUUUGGGGAUAUGGGGGCCGACAAUCCGCAGGCUCUGCCCCGCCUUCGGAGGGAGACCCAGCAGGGCAUGUACGACGCGAUCCUGCACGUGGGAGACUUUGCCUACAACAUGGACCAGGACAACGCCAGAGUGGGGGAUACCUUCAUGAGACUCAUCGAGCCAGUGGCUGCCUCGGUCCCCUACAUGACGUGCCCAGGGAACCAUGAGGAGCGCUACAACUUCUCCAACUACCGAGCGCGUUUCAGCAUGCCGGGGGACACCGAAGGACUUUGGUACAGCUGGGACCUAGGGCCUGCCCACAUCAUCUCCUUCUCCACUGAAGUCUAUUUCUUUGUCCACUAUGGACGCCACCUGAUUCAGAAACAGUUCCGCUGGCUGGAGAGGGAUCUGCAGAAAGCCAACAACAACCGGGCUAUGAGGCCGUGGAUUAUAACUAUGGGGCACCGUCCCAUGUACUGCUCCAACGCCGACCUGGAUGACUGUACACGGCACGAGAGCAUAGUCAGAAAAGGCCUUUCCGGCGGUCGCUACGGCUUGGAGGAUCUCUUCUAUAAUUACGGAGUUGACCUGCAGCUGUGGGCUCAUGAACACUCCUACGAGCGCCUCUGGCCCAUCUAUGACUAUCAGGUCUAUAACGGAAGCCGAGAGAGUCCUUACACCAACCCCCGAGGACCCAUUCACAUCAUCACAGGAUCUGCUGGCUGUGAGGAGCUGCUGACCCCUUUUAGCCCUUUCCCGAGGCCUUGGAGCGCCAUCAGGGUGAAGGAGUAUGGCUUUACCCGCCUGCACAUUCUCAACGGCACCCACCUCCAUUUGCAGCAGGUGUCUGAUGAUCAGGACGGGAAGAUUGUGGACGACGUGUGGCUGGUCAGACCCAAGCGAGGCCGCAGGACCUACCUCUGAGAACUCCAGAGCCCAAAGUGUGGUCCCAGGCUCAAGGGUGGACAAGGCCUGGCCUCCGUCCAGGAGGCCGGAGUCCUCUUCUGCAUCUGGGGCCCCGGAGGGCAGGGAAGACCAGGGGGUCCCAGCCUAGCUUUUGGGUGCAGGCCCCCUUCCUGCUGCCGGGAGCCGGCAAGGGAGCCAAGAUGGGAACAGGGAGCGAGGGAGUGUCCGCACGGAGCCGACCUCAGCCGGGUGCUCUGCCGCCCACCCUUCUCAAAGCCUGCCACCAUUUUCUGCUGCAAGGUCAUGGAUUUCAGCAUCCCCAAAGGGACCUCAGCUUGUCCUGAGGGGCUAAAGGAAGUUCCUUCACGCUCUGAACAUAGCCCUCCCCGUCGGGGGUCAAUCCUCUGUGUUCUCACUGCCCACAGGAUGAACCUCAAACUCGGGGACCUCCAGUCUCCUGCCUUCUUUCUGCACCUGCUCCUGGUGCCGAUUCAGACCUCUGCAGGCCCCCCUCCAUUCCAGCCUCUGUGACACACCGUUAGGGAUACCGAACCCCACCAGUGGGAGCUGUGGCCAUUCUUUAAGGCUCUGCUCCAGGAGCCUCCUUUUCCAGGGGGCCCUUCCCGAUUCUCUCCCUUCCCCUCCUCUCCCUCCUCUUCCUCUCCUGAACCCUGAGAACAUUUUUUUAACCCUUCAUUUAUAUCCUGCACAUUGAUUUUUUCUGGUGAGGAAACUUUGCGCCCAGAUAAAUCAGAUCAGCAACUGCUCCAGUAUUUCCCAGGAGCCCAGAGUUAUAGAGCUUGGACUUAUUAAGGGAAGACUCGAACCUGGGACUUUCAACCCCCAUUCUCAACCAAGACAAGGACAAUGACAUGGCUCCUGACCAUCGUGACAGUCCGUUUUUAUGUCAUUCAUCUACAGAACGUGAGCCCCCGAAGGGAAGGGGCGCCGUUCCAGCGCUGUAUGAGCAGGUGGUCAGAAGGUUCUGCCCAAAGGGCGAGCAUCCAGUUAUUCUCACCGGAAAGAAACUCCCCGUUUUUACCCCAGCCGGAGGGUGGGACGGGCAGGCCUGCUUCCCACCAAGUUCAGCUCUGACACUAGCAGAGGGAGGUUCAGUGGGUCAGCAAAUGGGUCCAUUCCCCACGUUGCCCCGCCCUCCCCCAAGGACCCUGGUGGAGGGCUUCCGGCCCCAGCAUCCCUCGUUCUCAGACCUACCAG